This is a messenger RNA of Phytomonas sp. Hart1, 1170 nucleotides long. Lineage: Eukaryota; Euglenozoa; Kinetoplastea; Trypanosomatida; Trypanosomatidae. The record is from the annotation of a GenBank genome assembly.
AUGGAGGAGGUCAUCAUCUCUGAGGAACCUCCGCAUGGUCUUCCAGCUGUUGUGGUGGGUGUCCCGGAUCCCCGACUGACCGAGCGCUUUCUUCGCAUCGCCAAUCAGCUCCACCCUCUUGACGACUGGACGCGACACCUCAAACGGAUUCGACGGCGGCCCGCGCCCGUCUUGGACGAUCCCCCGUGCGAGGCCGGGGGAGGGGUGGAGCUCCUCCUUGAGGGCGGGGUGGGGUUUCGUCUGCGCUGUGAAAACGCCCUGCCGGACCUGCUCUGGCGGUCUUAUACCCUACUAGACCCCCUUCUUUUCCCGCUCAUGGAGGAGGUAAAGACAGAUUCUAAAGAGAUGGAGAAAGGUGAGGAGGAUAAGGAUUCCUUUCAGGGUCAGUUGAGGAACAUGUACCGAGACUUUCUUCAUGAGAUUGCGCGUGACAUGGACCAGAUGGGGGGGUUGACCUUGGUGUUUCGCGUCGUUGUGGUUUCGAGCCACGGCCCCUCGCAGCGGCCGGAGCUCUGGCAUCGGUGGAAUUCUGUUUGGCCGCUAGCCUCGCCCCGGCCGCGACCCUGCGAGCUGCCGUCGGAUGCGCUUAUCGAGGGCGCGAAUGCGCGGAUGCGGGAAAAGGUGCUCGCGAUCUGCGAAGGGCUCGUGCGAGGAGGCCCCGCAGGGCAGCGUCCAUCCCUGCUUGGCAUCGCGGCCGCCGUUUACGACCCCUCCUGCGGGCGGUGGGUGGGGGAUAGUGCGGGGUGUACGGCAAUGCGUCGAGAUAACCUCAACGCGUGCGGCCCCUACGUCGAGCGAUCGCGCUGCCCUCCAACUUCGACAGGCGUAAUUCUCGAGCAUCCGGUGAUUCAUGUGCUCAAACGCGUCUCCACCGCGGCGGCAGAGGCUAAAAAUAUAUCUACACCAGAGAUGAUUGAGGGGCGGGAGUUCGUUCCUUACCUCGCAACUAACCUCGAUCUCUAUGUGAGCCACGAGCCUUGCACUAUGUGCUCCAUGGCGCUUGUGCAUAGCCGUAUUGCGCGGGUGUUUUAUUGUUUUCCAAAUAAAGUAGACGGUGGACUUGGCUCUGUUCAUGCAAUCCAUGGAAUUGCUUCUCUUAACCACCACUUUCGAGUGUACCACUGCACGAAGGUGGAGGAAGAGUACAAAGAUAGGAAUCACUUUCUUUAA